CAUGCCCAAGAUGCGCAAGGUAGGACCCAGUUACAUCGAGCCGCUUUGGAUGGCGAUGUCGACCAAGUGCGCUCUCUGCUCGAAGCCGGGGCUGCUGUUAAUACCCAAGAUGUCACUGGAAAUACACCGCUUCACUCUGGCGUCACGGGUCAAAACGUUGAAAUCGUUGACCUCAUUCUUCGAUUUGGAGCUGACGCAGAUGCAAUAAACCACCUGGGGCGUGCUCCUCUUCACCUGGCAAUU
Messenger RNA from Fusarium vanettenii 77-13-4, 243 nucleotides. RefSeq lists its product as uncharacterized. The transcript has a single exon. Gene Ontology annotation, cellular component: nucleus; cytoplasm. The record is from RefSeq and is a predicted model, not a curated record. Lineage: Eukaryota; Fungi; Ascomycota; Sordariomycetes; Hypocreales; Nectriaceae. The annotation marks the transcript as partial. Gene Ontology annotation, molecular function: protein binding.